GGCGGAGAAUGCAGACAACUAGCUUGGUACAGUAGCUUCUGGAAUCUCUUGGUAACACUAUGGAGAAAGUGUCAGAGCUGAAAAACCAGGGUAACCAAGCGUUGAGUGAUGGGCGGAUUGAGGAGGCUGUGCGCCGCUAUUCAGAUGCGCUGGCGCUUGAUCCGUACAACCAUGUUCUCUACAGCAACCGCUCAGCGGCCCAUGCCAAAAGGGGUGAUUAUGAGAGUGCCUUACAAGAUGCUUGUCGGACCAUACAGAUCAAACCUGAUUGGGGCAAGGGCUAUUCUAGAAAGGCUGCUGCUCUGGAAUUCCUUGGGCGCUUUGAGGAGGCCCAACUGACCUAUCAGGAGGGACUCGAGCAUGAGCCGGCCAAUCAGCAGCUGAGGGAGGGACUUCAAAACCUGGAGGCACGUAUGGAAGAGAAGAAGAUGAUGAACCCUUUUGCCAUGCCCAACAUGUAUGAGAAGCUAGAGAGUGAUCCUCGUACCCGAGGCAUGCUCUCAGAUCCAGGAUACAGAGAGCUGCUGGAGUAUCUCAGGAACAGGCCAUCUGAGCUCAGCAUGAAGCUACAGGACCCCCGAGUGAUGACCACUCUCUCUGUCCUUCUGGGGCUAAACCUGUCUGAUACAGAGGAGGAGCCUAACCCAUGCCCACCCCCCAAGGCCAGACCACAGCCUCCCCCUGCUGAAGAAGACAGCACGCCAGAGAAUAAGAGACAGGCCCUGAAGGAGAAGGAACUGGGGAAUGUGGCCUACAAAAAGAAGGAUUUUGCCACAGCUCUGAAACAUUAUGAAGCAGCACUUCAGCAUGACCCCACAUGCAUGACCUACCUAUCCAAUCAAGCAGCUGUUUUCUUUGAGAGGGGGGAGUUUGAGAGGUGCAGGGAGCUCUGUGAGAAGGCCGUUGAGUUGGGAAGAGAGAACCGAGAGGACUACAGACAGAUAGCGAAGGCCUAUGCCAGGAUUGGGAACUCGUACUGCAAGGAGGAGAAAUACCCCGAGGCCAUACAGUUCUACAACAAGAGCCUGGCUGAGCACCGCACCCCUGAGGUUCUUAAGAAGUGCCAGCAGGCAGAGAAGAUUAUGAAGGACAAGGAGAAACUGGCCUACAUCAACCCUGAUGUGGCCAUGGAAGAGAAGAACAAGGGAAAUGAGGCCUUCCAGAGGGGCGAUUACCCUCUGGCCGUGAAAUACUACGCUGAGGCCAUCAGGAGGAACCCGACUGACGUUAAGCUUUUCAGCAACCGGGCUGCCUGCUACACCAAGUUGCUGGAGUUCCAGCUGGCCCUCAAGGACUGUGAGGAAUGUAUCAGACUGGACCCCACCUUCAUAAAAGGCUACACACGCAAGGCAGCGGCCCUGGAGGCUAUGAAGGACUUCACUAAAGCUAUGGUCUUCUACCAGAAAGCCAUGGAGAUCGACCCCAAAUCCAAGGAGGCCAUGGAGGGGCUGCAGCGCUGUUUGGUUAGCCAGGCGACCCGUAGCGACAGUCCAGAAGAGAUCAAGAAAAGGGCCAUGGCCGACCCAGAGGUCCAGCAGAUAAUGAGUGACCCAGCAAUGCGUCUGAUCCUGGAACAGAUGCAGAAGGACCCUCAGGCACUGACCGAUCAUUUGAGGAACCCAAUCAUCGCUGAGAAGAUACGUAAACUCAUCGACGUGGGCCUGAUAUCCAUUCGGUGAUUAGGGAGAGGAGAAGAAAAGGGCAAGACUCAUCAAGACUUCACAGCAACAACAAUUUAUUCACGCCUUUUAAUAUCAGCCAAAACCAAAUUUAUAUCAACAAAAAGUGUCCAGAACUAUAGAAAGAACUAUAGAAGUACAAAAGAACUAUAGGAACCUACAUUUCACUUCAUUUCCAUUUUAGUCAAUUCGCCAAAGCCACUUGUCACACUUUAAGUAUAAGUCUCACCAAACUAUGUGUCUUUGCCAAAUGUCAGAAUUUUUUUCCAAGCCAUCCAUGGACUAAGUCUUAGCUGUAAACUUGCCAAUAACCCACAGCACAGUAUAGAAAACCUCCUGAAGGUGUUUUUAGUGGUGUGCAGAGGAAACAUUACUCAUACUCAAACCUGUAUCUGCAUUUGGUGAGGCAGAAUUUGUGCAAGUACUCAUGCACGGAAGUGCAAAACUAGCAGUGGGUGGGACGGACUCAAAAGUUCAUCUAAACACAUUCUUCCAUGGAUUAAC
Molecule: messenger RNA, 2183 nt
Organism: Megalops cyprinoides (Indo-Pacific tarpon)
Lineage: Eukaryota; Metazoa; Chordata; Actinopteri; Elopiformes; Megalopidae
Product: stress-induced-phosphoprotein 1-like
Exons: 14
Coding region: 60-1679 (539 amino acids)
Molecular function (GO): Hsp90 protein binding
Source: RefSeq, a predicted model, not a curated record